Molecule: messenger RNA, 876 nt
Organism: Ostrea edulis (European flat oyster)
Lineage: Eukaryota; Metazoa; Mollusca; Bivalvia; Ostreida; Ostreidae
Exons: 10
Coding region: 169-876 (235 amino acids)
Source: RefSeq, a predicted model, not a curated record
AAUUGACUGUAAAAGUCAGUCCUUCUCGCAGAAGUCCAAUCUGUACAUUCCACAGUUAUAACACGGCAAUAAACCAAAUACGGAAAUUCAUCACUAUCCAUACAUUAUUCUUGAAAAUGGAUACCUUUGAAAGUGAUGUACGCUGAGUGACUUUUGAAGAAAACAGGUAUGUCUUACAGCGGAUAUGGUCACGUGGUUGAGUCAUGUCCUCUCAAUAACACAGAGUUUACAGCAGCCGCGACCAGACUGAACUGUGCCGUCGAUACGAAUGGAAAUAAUCAGUAUACAUGUGUUCCUAAGUUUGAUUUGACGGCGAUAGUAGAGUUCUGCUACAAUUUCACAGUGGCAUUGUACCCGAAAGGCAAUUGUCUAGGGGAAAUAAAGAAUGGACGCCUGGACACAAUCAACUGUAGUCAAUUCACGGAUGGUUGUCCAAAUGACUAUUACACAGGAAAUGAACUGUAUAGAUUUCCGGCUUGCUUCCAACUCAAUACAGAACAGCGUUGUUUCUUUGCAGACCCCUCUUGUCCGAACAAAACGAGAACCUUUACUACUGAGGAUGGAACGAUUCCUACAACAUUGAUGAACGUCCUGAAUACAACUACAAAUGUAACGAAUACACUUACCACGCCUGUAGAACAAGGAUCCGCCGAUGUUGGAGUGAUCAUUGGAAGUGUCCUGGCCGUCGUUUUUGUACUCUGCAUUUUACUAGCAGUCGUUGUCUGGAGAUGGAGAUGCAGGAUAAGAUACCAAAGUGUAUCCAGAGAAGAUCCAAAGCCGGUCCAUUGGGACAAAGAUCAAAAGCAGGUCGAAAUUGACAAAGAUCCAGAGCAGGUCGAAAUUGACAAAGAUCCAGAGCAGGUCGAAAUUGGGUAG